AUGUUAAAUCCCCCAAACUAUGAUGAUUCAUCAGGUUUGGAACAACAAAGUUUUAAAACAAAAUUGAGUUCCUUAUCGUUUAAAUAUGAUAAUAGCCACACCAAUCUCAAGAAUCUAUGUAUUCAACAUGUUCCAUUUUGGAACGAUCUGAACCAUGAAAGUUUAGAGGUCAAAACAAUGAUGAAUGGAGUAACCAACCAAGUACAUAUGGUUACCCUAACUCCUCCUUAUAAAGAUCGGUAUCCCCUUAAAUCAGUAUGUAUUAAAAAAUCAACAACAUAUAAUUCAUUGGCAUUUGAUAAUGAUGUACAAUACAAUGUUGCUAAAUUACUAGGAGAUAAUAAUUUUGGUCCUAAGAUAAUAGGGCGGUUUGGUGACUUUACUAUUCAGGAAUGGGUUGAAGGAGAUGUUAUGGAAAUAGAAUCACUUCGAAACAUAUCAGUUUUAACUGGAAUUGCGUCCUCUUUAGCUAAAUUCCAUAAGAGGGUUACAGAACUUGUUCCGAAAGAAUGGGACAGGACUCCCACGUUCUUAACCAAAAUAUCUUUGUGGUCUCAACAUGUCGAACGAAUCAUCAAAAAACACAACAUGGAUUUUGAUUACAAUGAGAUGACACAGAAUUUUGAACUUUUUAAAAAGAUCCUUACCAAUCAUCUAAAUUCAUCAAAUUCAAUCGCUAAUUCAGUCAUGUUUUGUCACAAUGAUUUGUUUUUUACAAAUAUUCUCGAAUUUAACCAAGGAAUAUACUUCAUCGACUUUGAUUUUGCAGGAUUUAAUUACGUCGGAUGGGAAAUUGCUAGCUUCUUCCGAAUAAUAUAUAUAGUUUAUGAUCCACUUGGCAAAUACCUCUUAUAUCAUAAUACCCCUCCUGUGGAAGAAGAAUUUAAACCAAUUUUCCUUUCAGUGUAUCUUUCUCAGCUUCUUGGAAAAAAUGUUUCACCAUCAGACGAUGUCGUAAAGGAGUUUCUGCAGAGCUUAGAAAUACACAGCUUGGGAGUAUAUUUUUAUUCGACCUAUUUGGGAAUAAUAAUGUAUGAUAAAUUGAACAAUGAAGUAUCGAAGCCAACCACAUUUGAUCACUUUGCAAUAUUUCAAUAUAACCUAUUUAAGAGUCUUCUGAGCAAUUUCUCAGAUAGUAAAAUGUAA
Molecule: messenger RNA, 1146 nt
Organism: Theileria parva strain Muguga
Lineage: Eukaryota; Apicomplexa; Aconoidasida; Piroplasmida; Theileriidae
Product: Choline/ethanolamine kinase family protein
Exons: 2
Coding region: 1-1146 (381 amino acids)
Biological process (GO): phosphatidylcholine biosynthetic process; phosphatidylethanolamine biosynthetic process
Cellular component (GO): cytoplasm
Molecular function (GO): choline kinase activity; ethanolamine kinase activity
Source: RefSeq, a predicted model, not a curated record